AUGUACACAUCUCUUUACGCUGUCGUCAAUGCCAAAAUAUGUUGCCGCAAUAGCAGCAGCAGCAGCAACUGGCUGCUCAACGAACUGUUGCUCAUUAUGAAACAGCAACAUAAGAUGGGCGUGAAACAUCCGCAUGUGAUAUUUGAGGCACGCACUAAAGCCAAUAAAGGAUGCGCCAAUUCGGGUAAUUUAGAUUCGUGGCGCAUAUCGCGGCGCACGAAACAUCUUUCAGCGGGUGUCAUCGAUGAAAUUCAUCCGAAUGGUGCGGGCCGAUAUAAGCGCGAUGUACGCGAGGCGACUAAAUACAUCGAAACCGCCAUCAUAGUGGACAAAGCGAUGUUCGAGAAGCGCAAUGGCAGUACACGUGCCGAGGUCAUACACGACGCCAUACAGGUGGCGAACAUUGCCGAUUUGUACUUUCGCACGCUCAAUACCCGCGUAUCGGUGGUGUACAUAGAGACGUGGGGUAAGAACCAGGCCGUCAUCGAUGGCAGCAAAGACAUCAGCAAAGCCAUAUCGAAUUUCAAUGACUACACAUCGCGGAAUCUCUUCCAGAUCGAACGCGAUACUACACAGCUGCUAAC
This is a messenger RNA of Rhagoletis zephyria (snowberry fruit fly), 584 nucleotides long. RefSeq lists its product as uncharacterized. Gene Ontology annotation, biological process: proteolysis. The record is from RefSeq and is a predicted model, not a curated record. Lineage: Eukaryota; Metazoa; Arthropoda; Insecta; Diptera; Tephritidae. Gene Ontology annotation, molecular function: metalloendopeptidase activity.